AUGAACACCACCACGGAACUCCCGCCGUGCUGUCUCCGCGUGCACCCGCAGAAUCCCGAAAUCGCCGUCCUCGGAACGUACAAACUCGAGGAAAACGGCUCUCGCCACGGAUCCUUGGACGUCUACACCACGAAAAACGGCCAAUUCGAACGCCUUUCUUCAACAAAAACAGCCUCCGCCGUGCUAGACCUCAAGGUGUCGCCCACAGACGCGUCGCUCUGGGUCCUGGCGCAUUCCACAGGGAACAUCAGCGUGUGGAGGUUUGAAGACGAUAAGCUUGAGAUGAAGCAGAAUAUGGAGUUGUUUGAGGAGGAUGUGCUUGUGACGUCGGUGUUCUUCGACCCUAAGGAUGCAAAUCGGCUUUUGGCGACAUUGACGUCGGGUGAAGCAGCCAUUGUGGAUCUCCAAAACGGGACCUUUGAUCUUCUAGAAACUCCUCAUUCUUUGGAAUGCUGGACAGGCGCUUUUGGAGAGGAAGGUGCCGCUGCAAAUGUCGUUUUUACCGGCGGCGAUGAUGCAAAACUCAUAGCCCACGAUCUCCGCCAAAACGGGAAAAUAUGGGCCUCAACUCGGCACCAUGAUGCUGGAGUAGUGCUGAUAUUGUGUCCAGGCAAAGAAUGGAGAAACCCAAGGUCCGACUGUCUCUGGACAGGCUCUUACGAUGACCAUCUCCGGGUUUUUGAUUUGCGUAAAAUCGAUACCGAUGAAGGCCCUUCUUUGUUUCCCAGCUUGCUUCCUCAGGAACUACACAAAACGAACCUCGGGGGAGGAGUCUGGAGACUUAUACCCGGCCCGGAUCUUUCUGUUUUGGCUUGUUGCAUGUAUAAAGGGGCUUAUGUUUUGAAAACUGGGGAAAACGAGCCCCAGGUGGGUAAGUUUUUCAAGGGAAAGCAUGAGAGUAUGGUUUAUGGAGGUGACUGGUCAGGAAAGGACGCCUUGACCUGUCUGUUUUACGAUAAUGUUGUAGAGAAGUGGGCCUCCGAAUAG
This is a messenger RNA of Candidozyma duobushaemuli, 987 nucleotides long. Its product is annotated as diphthamide synthase. Lineage: Eukaryota; Fungi; Ascomycota; Pichiomycetes; Serinales; Metschnikowiaceae. The transcript has a single exon. The record is from RefSeq and is a predicted model, not a curated record. Gene Ontology annotation, molecular function: protein binding. The coding region runs from base 1 to 987 and encodes 328 amino acids.